CCUCUUUUCCCAUUCAGUUUUGAGCACAAUUUCAGGAUCUUGUUCUUUCUUACUCUCUUGAUGCAACAGGAAGAAAAUAAAAUGUGUGCUCUUCCAAAAAAACCAUUGUAGUUUUUUGUAGGGCCCCAUGCUGAGUUCUUUGUCUUCAUUGUUGAGAGCUGAUUAACUCAUUUGUUUCAUCUUCAUUCUUCUCUCUGCUACUCACCUUUUGCUAUAACUUACUUGAGGAUUGUGUCUUUUAUCCCAAAAGGAGAAAACAUUUCUGAUAUAACUAAACCCCAUCAUCAUAAAAACCAUGUAAUCAUAUCAUAAGAUGCAAUUGAGUUUCAUCAUCUUUGCAACCAUAUUCUUGAGCUUGUUAUAGUCCUUUCUUUUUGGUUCAGUAACAUCAUCAUGGAGAGGUUUAAGGCUAUUAUCAUUAGUAUUAGUCUUAGUCAUGCAAUUUUUGCUAUGGUUUUAUUCUCACUUGGUGAAAGUUGCUGUGGACAAAUAGUAGUAGACUAUGAUGUAGCUCCAAUGGAGAAAAAUGAGCAAGAAGCUUUGUAUUCUACCAUUCAAGGCUUUGUUGGUGAUUCAUGGAAUGGCUCAGAUCUUUAUCCAGAUCCUUGUGGUUGGACUCCAAUUCAGGGUGUAUCUUGUGAUCUGUUUGAUGGAUUUUGGUAUGUUACUGUCUUAAACAUUGGACCAAUCCAUGAUAACUCUCUGGUUUGUGCUCCAAAUUUGGAAUUUAGGCCACAAUUGUUUGAGCUAAGGCACCUGAAAUCUCUGUCCUUCUUCAAUUGCUUUCAAUCACCAAACAAGCUUCCGGUUAGCAUCCCGGCUGGAAGCUGGGACAAACUAGCCGAAAGCUUAGAAUCGCUCGAGUUCAGAUCAAACAAGGGCCUAAUUGGAACCAUUCCUUCAAGUUUGGGUGUCCUCAAGAACCUCGAAUCGCUUGUGUUGCUAGAGAAUGGCUUAUCAGGUGAAAUUCCAACAGAAAUUGGUAGUCUCAUCAAAUUGAGAAGACUUGUUCUUGCUGGAAACUAUUUCAAUGGUAACAUUCCAGAUACAUUUGGUGGACUUAAGGACUUAUUAAUCUUUGAUCUAAGUCAGAAUUCGCUAUCCGGGGUGUUGCCUUCGACACUUGGAAGCUUAACUUCAGCAUUGAAGAUUGAUGUUAGCCACAACAACUUGGAAGGUAAUUUGCCAAAUGAAUUUGCUAAUCUUAAGAAUUUGACACUUAUGGACCUCAGAAGCAACAAAUUCUCUGGUGGAUUAACUUUGUCACUUGAAGAAAUGUGUUCCUUGGAAGAAAUGGUUUUGUCCAACAAUCCCUUAGGUGGAAGCAUCAAUGUCCUAAAGUGGGAAAAGCUUAAGAACUUGGAAGUUUUGGAACUCUCUAACAUGGGGCUAAUAGGUGAAAUUCCUGAGUCAAUAUCAGAGUUAAAGAAAUUGAGAUUUCUAGGCCUAAGUGAUAACAACCUCACAGGAACAUUGUCACCUAAGCUAGAAUCUCUUCCUAGCCUCAAUGCAAUUUAUCUAAGUGGAAACAAUUUCAUAGGAGAGCUUAAAUUCUCCAAGGACUUCUAUGGAAAAUUAGGGAGGCGUUUUGGUGCAUGGAACAACCCAAACCUUUGUUACCAAAUUAGAGAAAUGUCAAGUAGCAGUGUUCCUUAUGGAGUAAAACCAUGCCAACAACACCAAGAGGAGGUUAAUUUGGUAGAAUAUAAUUCAAAUUCUAAGAUUCUCAAUGAUGGGAAUGUGAAUGUGACUUCACAUAACUACAUAUCCUCUAUGGGGGUUUCUAGCCAUGUUACCAAUGGGUUAUGGUGCAGUUUUAUGGAAACAAUGUUGGUGAUGUGUCUAUGUCUAGUUGUAUAGUUAGCUCUUCCAUCAAGAACAAAGAUUCAACUUGUAUUUCUUUUUCUUUUAAUUUUUCUUUUUUAGGCUUUUUAGUUUUCUUCUAACAUAUGCUGAUAGUGUUGUCAAUUACUUAAUUUAUUGCACAACAAAUUAGUUAUCUUCACCUGAACAUUG
Arachis stenosperma is the source of this 2016-nucleotide messenger RNA. Its product is annotated as piriformospora indica-insensitive protein 2-like. NCBI's taxonomy places the organism in Eukaryota, Viridiplantae, Streptophyta, Magnoliopsida, Fabales, Fabaceae. The transcript has 2 exons. Bases 394 to 1860 code for a protein of 488 amino acids. The record is from RefSeq and is a predicted model, not a curated record. Gene Ontology annotation, molecular function: protein binding.